GAGCUCGCGCGUGCGCACGGGGGCCCAGUCCUGGGUACCGCGCGCCCGUCUGCACGAGGUGAAGAGCGAAAUGGAGGGUUCGGCUUCCAAGCCACUCUCAUCCUCAACCGCAGCCUCGGCCUCCGCUCCAGCGACCCCGGCCUCCGUGGAGCAGCUGGACAAAGGACAGAUUAGAAAGGCGGUGGAAGCUCUGUUGGCACAUUCCAAGUCCAGGAAAAACGCCAAUGGAUUGCUUUUGAAUGAGAAUGAAAAUUUCUUUUUAAUGGUGGUAUUGUGGAAGAUUCCAAGUAAAGAACUGAGGGUCAGAUUGUCCUUGCCUCAUGGUAUUCGAUCAGAUUUAACAGAUAUUUGUUUACUUACCAAGGAUGAACCCAAUUUAACUCCUGAAAAGACAGAACGGUUUUACAAGAAGCUUUUGAACAAGCAUGGAAUUAAAACCAUAUCUCAGAUUAUCCCCCUCCGAACUUUAAAAAAGGAGUAUAAAGCCUAUGAAGCCAAGCUCCGCCUCCUGGGCAGUUUUGACAUCUUUCUCACUGAUGCAAGAAUCAGGCGGCUCUUGCCAUCCCACCUAGGGAGACAUUUCUAUCACAGAAAGAAAGUUCCGGUGCCUGUGAACCUUCUAGCCAAGAAUUUAUCCAGGGAGAUCAAUGAAUGCAUAGGUGGAACGGUCUUAAACAUCUCUAAAAAUGGUUCCUGCAGUACUAUCCGCGUUGGCCACACUGGAAUGGAGGUUGAACACGUCAUUGAUAACAUCAUCGCCGUCACGAAGGGGCUUUCCCAAAAGUUGCCAGAGAAGUGGGAGAGCGUGAAACUCCUGUAUGUGAAAACCGAGAGGUCCGCUUCCCUGCCCAUCUUUUCCUCAUUUGUCAGCUGUCAGGAUGAAGCCAAGGGAUUAUGCACCCCCAGUCAGAAGAAGAAAGAAGCAAAGAAAAAACAAAAACAAAAAGAGUAUCGUGAAAAACAAAAAGAGAAGAAGAAAAACAAAAGGCUUAUGAAACAGGCUAGAAAAGCUCCGUCGGCCCCGGAGAAGGAGGACGUGGGCCCCAAAACUGGUGGUACCGCAGCACCCAACCCUACCCCCAGGAAGGAGGAGCCAGGAGCGCUCGAGAAGAAAGAGGGCAGUGGAGUGAAAGCUCGGUCUAAAGUGCAGGAGGAAUCCGAAGACGAGAUCCCUCUGCUGGUGCCUAUAGGGAAGACGCCAGCGAAAGGAAACGCAGAGGUGCAAAAACACGCCACAGGAAAGAAGUCUCCAAAAAAGAGUCCUGCUCCCAGCACACCCCGUGGGAAGAAGAGAAAGGCGUUUCCGAGUUUGGAGACCCCGAAGGCUGCAGAGCCCAAGACCCCAAGCAAUGGCCUGGGGAAGAAGCCAAGAAUCAGAGAAGAGGCAGAGAAAGAAAAAAACUCUUCACUGGGGAAAAAAGACCCAAGACAGAUGACCAAAAAGCCAGGGGCCAGGUUCUUCACUACUGCUAGUAAAUCUGCGAAAAAAGCUCCCCGCACCCCCAAACAGUGGCUCAAAAAGCCCAAAGUACCCCAGUCAACCUAAAAAUCAAGAGACUCAAGCAGAAGGAAACAUCUACACUCCCCACAGAGCUUUUUAAAAAUGCCGGGGUCCCGGGCCCCACGCCAUGCAUUCUUCUCCCGGGGUGAGGCCCAGAC
Messenger RNA from Odobenus rosmarus divergens (Pacific walrus), 1659 nucleotides. It is a transcript of the gene RSL1D1, whose product is annotated as ribosomal L1 domain containing 1. The record is from RefSeq and is a predicted model, not a curated record. NCBI's taxonomy places the organism in Eukaryota, Metazoa, Chordata, Mammalia, Carnivora, Odobenidae. Bases 71 to 1546 code for a protein of 491 amino acids. The transcript is spliced from 9 exons.